This is a messenger RNA of Carlito syrichta (Philippine tarsier), 1293 nucleotides long. Its product is annotated as dehydrogenase/reductase SDR family member 4. The transcript is spliced from 8 exons. Gene Ontology annotation, cellular component: peroxisome. Gene Ontology annotation, molecular function: carbonyl reductase (NADPH) activity. Bases 61 to 900 code for a protein of 279 amino acids. Gene Ontology annotation, biological process: retinal metabolic process. The record is from RefSeq and is a predicted model, not a curated record. NCBI's taxonomy places the organism in Eukaryota, Metazoa, Chordata, Mammalia, Primates, Tarsiidae.
GCCUUAGUCCGCUGUACCCUCCCCUGGGCGGAGUGGAGCCCAGUCUUGCUGGUCUGAGGCAUGAGGAAGCUGGGGCUACUGCUCAGUCGUUGUGCCGCGGCGUGGAAGUCCGUGCGAAUGGCAAGCUCCGGGAUGGCCCGCCGGGCCCCGCUCACGAAUAAGGUGGCUCUCGUGACGGCCUCCACUGACGGGAUCGGCUUCGCCAUUGCCAGGCGUCUGGCUCAGGAUGGGGCCCACGUGGUCAUCAGCAGCCGGAAGCAGCAGAAUGUGGACCGAGCAGUGGCCACACUGAAAGGAGAGGGACUGAGUGUGACGGGCACCGUGUGCCAUGUAGGGAAGGCCGAGGACCGGGAGCGGCUGGUGGCCACGGCUGUGAAGCUUCAUGGAGGUAUUGACAUCCUUGUCUCCAAUGCUGCUGUCAACCCUUUCUUUGGAAGUCUAAUGGAUGUCACCGAGGAGGUGUGGGACAAGGUUCUGAACAUUAAUGUGAAGGCCACAGCCCUGAUGACAACGGCAGUGGUGCCAGAAAUGGAGAAACGAGGAGGUGGCUCAGUGGUGAUUGUGGCCUCCGUAGCAGCCUUCGUUCCAUUCCCUGCCCUGGGCCCUUACAAUGUUAGUAAAACAGCUUUGCUGGGCCUCACCAAGAACCUGGCCAUAGAGCUGGCCCCAAGGAACAUUAGGGUGAACUGCCUGGCACCUGGACUUAUCAAGACUAACUUCAGCAGAGUGCUGUGGAUGGACAAGGAAAGAGAGGAAAGCAUAAAAGAAACCAUACGAAUAAGAAGGAUAGGCACGCCGGAAGACUGUGCAGGCAUUGUGUCUUUCAUGUGCUCUGAAGAUGCCAGCUACAUCACUGGGGAGACAGUGGUGGUGGCUGGAGGAAUCCCAUCCCGCCUCUGAGGACCUGGAGACAACUGACAAGGCAGAGGUGGCUCCAGUUCCUGCAUUCAUCCACUGGCCUUUCCCACCUCUGCCCACCACGCUGCUCACCUUAAAAAUCAGUUCUGCUUUGUGACAAGAUCCAUCCUUCCCUUUGGUCAAGGUGGGGUCUUAUGAGGAUUCCCACUGUUGCCGUGGCCUUAGAUAAGGCUUUGUCUGAGAACACAGGGCAGGCCUGCUGAGAAAGCUGAGUCCACCUUGGCAAAGGCCGACAAGUUUUUUUGGUUUUUUUUUUCUGGGCCUCUGGGGAAUUUGAGAGAUGGGAGAGAAGGAACCUGGAGGGGAAGGAGCAGAGUUGGAAAUUAACUUGCAAAUGAGGUGCAAAUAAAAUACAGAUGAUAGCAUUGCUUUGAA